CUCAAAUUAUCAGAACCCAAAGUGGAACAUAGCCAAAGACUACAAUUUAUUUUCUACCGCGUUCAACACAUGUAUAUCCACAAUUAGACUUAAUGUAAGGUAGUUGAAUUGUCAGAACAUGUUUUGACAAUUUUCCUUAGACCUUGAAUAAUUUCAAUUAUAUACUACUUUCUAACAGAGCACUUUGGUUGACGGCCUAGCACACAUGUCAGUGCUUCUCCGCAGCCUGGCUCGGUAGCAGAGGGAGGAGCGCGAUUGAAUAAAACGGGAAGUGAUGUGAAGUUGGCUAAGUAACCGAGUUCUCAAACACGGAAUAAUCUCGCAAGACCUGCGAAGUUCAUGAAACAAAGGGAAAAGUAAAUCUAAUUUUUCGUAUCAAGUUGAAAAUUGCUUGCAUCUUAACGUUACUACGUCGAGGAAUUCAACAACUUACAGCAGUGACUCACUAGAGUGGUCAGAAAUCAGCGCUCACUAUGUCUGAUGGGGACUAUGAUUACCUCAUCAAAUUCCUAGCCCUUGGAGAUUCAGGGGUGGGAAAAACCAGCUUCCUCUACCAGUACACGGAUGGGAAGUUUAACUCUAAGUUCAUUACCACCGUGGGGAUUGACUUCCGAGAAAAACGAGUGGUGUACAAAUCAAGUGGUCCUGAUGGCACAGCAGGUAGAGGACAGAGAAUUCACCUCCAGUUAUGGGACACCGCUGGACAGGAGAGGUUUCGAAGUUUAACAACAGCAUUCUUCAGAGACGCCAUGGGCUUCCUGCUCUUGUUUGACCUUACUAACGAGCAGAGUUUCCUCAAUGUCCGAAACUGGAUGAGUCAAUUACAAAUGCAUGCUUAUUGUGAAAACCCAGACAUAGUCCUUUGUGGGAACAAGUCUGACCUGGAGGACCAGAGGGCAGUCAGUGAAGAUGAGGCUCGAGAGCUGGCAGAAAAAUAUGGAAUUCCCUACUUUGAGACCAGUGCAGCAAGUGCCGAUAACGUGGGCAAGGCUGUGGACGUUCUGCUUGACCUCAUCAUGAAGAGAAUGGAACGCUGCGUGGACAAGUCCUGGAUCCCGGAUGGCACUGUGCGCUCUAAUGGCCACAGCACCACAGAUAUCACAGAAUCACAGGACCCUGAGAAGGGCAAAUGUGCCUGUUAGGAGUCCAAGCAAUAACCAUCUUUACUGUCUCCCUUUUUAUCAUUGGAUUGGACAGAAAUAUGGGAGAGGUUACCCUCAUAUUUUAUUACAUAAAAUAUACAUGGAUGAUGAAUGCAUGGCAAUUGCUACUAUCAUUCUACUCUCAUUUACAUACAGUAUGUUAUACCACUGCAUUAUGAUUUUUUUGUAUAUUUUUUUUGAUUGUUAUAUUGUAGCUCAGACACUGUUUAUUCCUCACAGUCAAAAGUGUCUUUUUAGAUCUUUUGCAUUUGAAGUAACGUGCAAUGAAAAAGAGGGUUGUCCUCGGAAAUGUUAUCAAGAAAAUAGCUGUCCUUCCAAGCAGGUUUAUGUGAUGUAAUUGAUGUACCCUGCAGAGCACUCUUAGAUCCUGAACUACUUGCUCUUCUGAAAUGCUAAAAUUUCAAGCACAUUCAAGUAAUCAAUGUACAAUUUUUGUGCCACAUUUCACACCAAUUAGCAUAUAUUGACAUCAUGGAUGUAUGUUUGCCAAGUAUGGUUCCACAGAUAUAAUAUUUUCAGAUAUAAUGUUUUUUUCCCUCUGGGCUUCUCUGUGCCCUGGGUCUACUGUAUUGUCUGCAACACUGUAUCAUUGCCAACACACUUUAUGCCAAAUAUGGACACCAAAUUCUUUAUUCCAGGAAAAAAAUAAAUAUAUUUUAUUAUUUAUUGAA
Molecule: messenger RNA, 1834 nt
Organism: Alosa sapidissima (American shad)
Lineage: Eukaryota; Metazoa; Chordata; Actinopteri; Clupeiformes; Clupeidae
Gene: rab27a
Product: RAB27A, member RAS oncogene family
Exons: 6
Coding region: 474-1142 (222 amino acids)
Biological process (GO): positive regulation of exocytosis; melanosome transport
Cellular component (GO): secretory granule; melanosome
Molecular function (GO): GTPase activity; GTP binding
Source: RefSeq, a predicted model, not a curated record